This is a messenger RNA of Rangifer tarandus platyrhynchus (Svalbard reindeer), 573 nucleotides long. The record is from the annotation of a GenBank genome assembly. NCBI's taxonomy places the organism in Eukaryota, Metazoa, Chordata, Mammalia, Artiodactyla, Cervidae.
AUGGUUCUGGAUGAAGGGGGAGGGGGGGACAGAAGUGGGAAGGAAGGGGCCUUAGCUACGGAGACUGGGGACCUGGGUGGUGGCCUGGAGGUGGCUGAGCUGCUGAUGUGCCUACGGCAUGGAGGCCAUGAAAGAGGGGUAGGUGCUGGAGCUGUGACUGUGACUGGGGAUCCUCUGUACCCUGUCUUUGCCAUGGGGAUGGAGCUGCCUGCCUCUGGCAGACCAGUGAGUCCUGCAGACGAUCAGAGGCCCUGCUUCAACUUCCCACGACCUCCCACCCUGAAAACAUCCUCGUCUGAUUUAGAAAGAAAACAGGCUGGCUCUUCUGCUCAAGCGCUGUGCCACGGCCGUGCCUGUAUCACCUACAGCAGAGAAACGUCAUCAGAGAGGAACCCCCGCCAGAGGUCGGCAGUGCUGGCUGUUGGCUCCUGUUGCGUGUCACCCGCAGUGUGCACCUCACCCCUCACCAACAGGGAUUAUUUUUCUCCCAACAUUUUUUUUAAGAUGAUGAAGCAGUUUCCAAACAGCAUUUUGAUUAAAGAAAAAAAAAAGUCAAGGUGCACUCAGUGGUAG